CCCACGCUCUCUCGCUCUCUCUCUUUUUUCGCUCUCUCCUCUCGCCUUCUUUACACCGCAUUCGUAAACAAAGACAAUGAAAGCUCCAGUUGAACGGCUGAAAGACCCCAAAGUCCCCAGAUUGUUUUUUGCCGUCGAGCCGACCGCACGUAUUCGAAUAAACAACACUAAUAGUAGUAUAUAAUAGUGCAGUAUUGUGUUAAACACGCGCGUCUCUACUGUCUCGCUCUGGCACACACCCAUACACUCUCGCGGGUCCACACAACAGCACACAUACCUAUACAUACAUACCUGUAAGAGAGCGAGAGAUACGAAAAGUGGUGCAUGGAAAAUCGGAAAAUCGGAACUGAAAAGUCUGAAUUUUGUUUAAACAUAGCUUUUCAUUCGACUGUCAGCUUGAAAUUGAAAGUGUCGGCAAAAAAUGUUAAUAAUAGUCUGAGCAUUUUAAGGAAUCGUAACAAUAAAUAAUCCCAAAAACCCGUAACGGCAAAAACGGAAACAUCUGGGCGCGAAAAAAUCGAUCCGGACAAUGUGAAAUUUGCCAAAAUUUCUCGUACCUCUCAAUGCAAGCAACAAUUUUUGGCAAACAACAAGCAAAAACGACAGCGAGCUGAAGAUAUAGUGUUAGUAGAUGGAUAGUUAAGCGGCGUGUUACGUUGAUAUAGUAAUAAAAAUAUAAAUAAAAGCGCGGCGCAACAACCGAGCGGCUUAGUCAUCCGUGCAAGAGAUUCGCUUAACUACGAGAUACAAAACACCAGAUACCAUAUACAAACUGCAGUCUUGGAGUCUCCUAACCAAAAGGGACUUGCAAAUCUGAAGAUCUACAGAGAUAAUAUAAGAAAUAACAAUCUUACGAGAUUCCAACGUCAAGCGGUUGAUAAACCCAAAAACUAAAGGAACUUGAAAACCUGGAGGCCUACGUAAUUACAAAAAAAAAUUGCAGCAACAAUAAGGCAACGCCUACGACACGCCAGUGAUUACAACAACAACAUUAUUAUUUACCUAGCCAGCGUAACCUGUUGUUGUAGUUGUUUUUUUUCUUGUUGGUGUUUUCGUUUGCAUUGCAUUGUUGCUCACCUCUCGCCAUCUAAAAUUGGGCAUUCACAAGCGGCUUAAAUACGAGGUUAACCAUCGGCGGCGUAUAUACAUAUAUAUUUAGCCGGAAUCUGCAAGUGGCACACCUGUGGCCACGGGUCAGUUGAACACCAGUUGGAGCAACAGCAUCACCAUCACAAUUACAAUCACAAUCACAGACAAUGUCGAGACUCACCGAGGAAAUGGUGAUUGCGCGGGCCAAGCAGUCCGAUCUGGCCCUGAUUAAAAAGCUUAAUUGCUGGGGCAGUGAUCUCACCGACGUGUCCAUCAUCAAGCGAAUGCGUGGCGUGGAAGUUUUGGCUCUGAGUGUCAACAAGAUCAGCACUCUGUCGCCUUUCGAGGAAUGCAACAAACUGCAGGAAUUGUAUCUGCGCAAGAACAACAUCUCGGACAUCAACGAGAUCGCCUAUCUGCAGAAUCUGCCGGCCCUCAGGUAUCUCUGGCUGGAGGAGAAUCCCUGCUGCGAUCGAGCGGGACCCAACUAUCGAGCGAUCGUGUUACGCGCCCUGCCCAAUCUUAAGAAACUCGACAAUGUGGAGGUCACCCAGGAGGAGCUGGACGACGCCUUGCGAGGAGGUGGUGGCGCCGCUCCUGAGGAUGAGGUAUACGAAGAUGCAUACCAGCAACAGCAACAGCAUCAGACUUCCCGAACGUCACCGCAGCAAAUGCCGCAGCAGCAACAACACAGCUACCCGCAACACUCACCGCCGCAGCAACAGCAGCAGCAGCAGCAGUAUCACCAGCAGCAACAUCACCAACCGCAGCAGCAACAAUCACAGCAGCAGCGCCGCAGCUCCAGUCCCAUGAAAGAGCCGCCGCAGUUGGCCAGUCCGCUGGUCAAUAACAGCAGCGAAGGAAGCAUUAGCCACAGUGCCAGCGAUCUCUGCCAGGUGCAGCAGGCUCAGCCGCUGAAGGGUUCACAGCCACCCACGCCCACCAAGGAACCCGUGCAUCCGCCAUCGCCCAUGUAUAACACCAUAACCAAAGAGCAGCGCACCUCCUACCACCAAUACGAUCGCUCGCCGGGAUCCGACCAGGAGAGUAGUCCGCACGCGUACAGGGAGGUGCGGCCCACGCCGCUGCCGCCCAGCAUUUCCGCGCACUCGAUGAAGGAAUACUAUCAGUCGGACAGGCCGGCCUAUCCAGCACACUAUCGUCACAGUCAGACAGACCUCACCGAGUGGGAGGAGCACCAGCAGGCACCCCAGGUGCAUCACAAUCCCUAUGGUAGUCAAAUGCAGUUACAUCAUCCGCAGCGACGCAGCGCGGGCCCGGAGACAACGGCCUACCGGAAUGGCAGUGCCCGGGAGAAUGGCGGCGAAUGGGAUCCAGAGGACAGGCCCAGGUCGAGACGACCUGAGGGUAGAUAUAGUGACUCGACCACGACUUUGUCGGCCUCUGUGAUGAAUCACUAUUCGGGCUACCAUCGCAGGCCCGUAAACAGGAGCUCGAAUCUCCUGUCCGCCACUCUCUGCUUGGUGAAGGAAUUGGACUAUGCCAGUCUGGAGGUGCUCGAACACGCCGUGCGAUGUCGCAUCGAUGAGAUGGCAGGCGAAUGAUGAAGACGACUCUCUAAUCGCAUGUCGAUUAGCUAAUCCAACGCCUUGCGGGGAGUUGCACACACAAAUGACCAGCAAAAUAAAAAAAGAAAAACACUUAAAAGACAAAAACAGGAAAGGCUGCAACGGAAGAGAAUGUGGAAAGCUGAUAUUAUACUAACGUCUAAGCAACAAACAAAAAUGGAAACAAAUCAAGAUACUUAACGAGGAUAACGAUUCAUACUUGCCAAUUGUAAACUGUCAUAGUGUAACUAGCAACUUUUGUAAGCAUUUUGUCAUGUAACGAACUUUGCUAACGGAAUCAGUAACGUAGGAGAUAAUCGACGAAUAAUUAAUGCUUAGAUUGAUUUUAACCUACUGAUCCCAGAUCCUGUUCAGUUGAUACCCAAUCGAGCACCGACCACAAAAACAAAAAAAAUAAAUAAAAACUAGCCUUCUUUUGUACUUAACUCGAGAAGAUCGAAACUAAUUAACUAAUGACGCCCAAGGCGCCGAGCACAAUGUAUCUUCCUUGUUUCUCUGUAAGAUUAGUUGAAAUUUAUACUCAUGACUUUGUUAAAUAUUUGUACACGAAAGCAAUUAACGCUAUACCUUAAUUUUAAUAUAUUUACCUAUAAUGCAAUGAACACGUCCAGUUUAUGUUUGCUGUUCUCUAUUUAACGAUUUCGUUGGAUUUAAUACUAUGCGAAGAAUAAACAAAUUAACAUAGA
Molecule: messenger RNA, 3364 nt
Organism: Drosophila eugracilis
Lineage: Eukaryota; Metazoa; Arthropoda; Insecta; Diptera; Drosophilidae
Product: general transcriptional corepressor trfA
Exons: 10
Coding region: 1257-2654 (465 amino acids)
Biological process (GO): cytoskeleton organization
Molecular function (GO): protein binding
Source: RefSeq, a predicted model, not a curated record